UCAUUUUCUCGCAAGUUUAGCAGCACGCCUGCAAGAAACCUCGCGGGCAGCCAUGACGCCUGGCUGUUGCUUCUGUGGGCGGGGAAUAGGAGGAAAAACGGUAAUCACCCCCAUUGCAGAAGAAAGUUCUAUUCCAAUUGAGGCAACUGUCAACAAAGAACAAGAGAUCAAAGAGGAAACUGCUAUUCCAAUUGAGGCAAAUAUCAGCGCAGAAAAAGAGGAAAGUGCUAUUCCAAUUGAGGCAACUGCUAACAGAGAAAAAGGUGUUCGGACGUUUUCUCAUGAAGAACUAGCAAAAGCAGCUCGUUAUUUCUCCAUUAGCGACAACAAUCGGCUAGGCGAUGGUCUUACAGGUGAAGUUUUUAAAGGAGAACUUCCAAAUGGUGAAGUUGUUGCAAUUAAGAGGUUUAAACAUCAAGCUAACCCAGAGCAUGAGAAACUGGCGAGAAAUCAAUAUGAGAUGGAGGCUGAAAUCCUCAGCCGCAUUGAGCCUCACCAAAAUAUUGUGAAGGUGAUAGGAUACUGCAAUGAUGCAUCCAACAGAUUGCUUGUUUAUGAGUUUGUCCCCAACAACUCUUUAAAGUCUUGUUUGCAUGGAAAGGAAAAGCAUAUUAUUAAGUGGUCAGACAGAUUGAAAAUUGCUUUAGGCACUGCAGAUGGAUUAGCAUACUUGCAUGAAAUUUGUAAACCCAGAAUUAUUCAUCUAGAUAUUAAAAGUGCUAAUAUUCUUCAUGGUGAUAAAUUUAUCCCAAAGAUUGGAGAUUUUGGACUUGCCAAAGAAUUUAUGAGUUCUCAUACUCACGUUUCUACUGGCCCAAGGGGAACUAUUUCUUAUGAACCUCCUGAGUAUUACGUAGCUGAUCUGAGAAGGAAGCUCACUGAAAAGUCUGAUGUCUUUUCAUUUGGCGUCGUGCUUUUGGAGUUAAUUACUGGGAAAUUUGCCAUACUUGAAGACAAUGAUCGCUUAGUUAAUUGGAUAGUUGAAGUACUUAAAGGAGAUAAAGAACCCAUGGAUUAUAUAUGGCUGAGAAAUGACACCCAGUACCUAUAUCAAGGAUCACCCUACGCUCCAUUACCAGAGGCGCUGAGGCCGGCGGUGCCAUAAGCGGAAAAUUAUAAAAUAUAAUGGUUGUAUUAUGAACCGGGAAGGAAUAGGGCAAAAUUAACAGAGCUUGUGAUUAAGGAGCCUGAUACCAGUUUUGUGAACUUUUGUUUUCCAAUCUCCGUGCGGUGCAAGUGGCCAACAGGACGUAGAGGAAUUUGGGCAUGUGAGUUGUAUGCCAAUGCCAUUUGUCAAGGCAUAACUUCAACACUUUAUUAGUAUGGCAACAAUGCUUCUGUUGGAGACAAUUAAAGCUACAGAUUUUAUAGUAGUAUUUUUUUACAAUUGAGCCUCUCGUUUUGUUUUUGUACUUUUGAGCUUUGUGAUCAGUUAAUAUGACGUCUUUAGCAUGGAAUUGACAAGGUAGUGGUUAUUUCUCGGAAACAAAAGCUUUGAAAGAGUUUAUUCAUAAAUAUCGAUCGUGUAUUGGCUUUCU
Manihot esculenta (cassava) is the source of this 1538-nucleotide messenger RNA. RefSeq names its product proline-rich receptor-like protein kinase PERK1. Gene Ontology annotation, biological process: protein phosphorylation. The transcript has 11 exons. The coding region runs from base 53 to 1105 and encodes 350 amino acids. The record is from RefSeq and is a predicted model, not a curated record. NCBI's taxonomy places the organism in Eukaryota, Viridiplantae, Streptophyta, Magnoliopsida, Malpighiales, Euphorbiaceae. Gene Ontology annotation, molecular function: ATP binding; protein kinase activity.